Messenger RNA from Peromyscus maniculatus bairdii (prairie deer mouse), 4552 nucleotides. NCBI's taxonomy places the organism in Eukaryota, Metazoa, Chordata, Mammalia, Rodentia, Cricetidae. The record is from RefSeq and is a predicted model, not a curated record.
AUUUCAUAGGCUCACGUUAAGAAAAGCACCAUGGAGUUUUAUGAGUCAACAUAUUUUGUUGUCCUUAUCCCUUCAGUAGUGAUUACCGUCAUUUUCCUUUUCUUCUGGCUUUUCAUGAAAGAAACAUUAUAUGAUGAAGUUCUUGCAAAACAAAAAAGAGAACAAAAGCUGAUUUCUACAAAAACAGAUAAAAAGAAGGCAGAAAAGAAAAAGAACAAAAAGAAAGAAGUCCAGAAUGGGGCCAUUCAUGAAUCUGAUUCUGAGAAUCUACCUCGGGACUUUAAAUUAUCUGAUGCUUCGGCCAUGGAGGAGGAACAGUUUGUACCUGCUCCAUUGAAUGUGUUUGAAACUUCCAGCAGUGUUAAGGAAAGAAAGAAGAAGGAAAAGAAACAAAAGCCUUCACCUGAAGAGCAGACCAUCAAAGAAAGUGAUACAUCAAAGAUUCCAGGCAAAAAAGUGGAGCCCGUCCUAGUUACAAAGCAGCCGGCCCCACCUCCUGAAGCAGCUGCCUUGAAGAAGAAAGCAGGGCAGAAGAAGUCUAAAAAUGGCAGCGAUGACCAAGAUAAAAAGGUGGAAAUGCUGAUGGCACCUUUAAAAAAGCAAGACAUGUCACUCCUCCAUCAAGAGACUAAACAGGAAGGUGGCCUGGGAAAGAAGAAAGGUCUGUCAAAGAAGCAGAAGACAGAAAAUGUCGUGGUAGAUGAGCCCCUUAUUCAUGCAACUACUUACAUUCCUUUGAUGGAUAAUGCUAACUCAAAUCUUGUGAUGGAUAAGAGAGAAAUUAUUGAUAUGAUUAAACCUGACCAUGUAGAAGGGAUCCAUAAAUCUGGAGCUAAAAAGCUGAAGAUUGAAACUGACAAAGAAAAUGCUGAAGUGAAGUUUAAAGAUUUCCUUAUGUCCUUGAAGACUAUGAUGUUUUCUGAAGAUGAGGCUCUUUGUGUUGUAGACCUACUGAAGGAGAAGUCUGGUGUGAUAAAAGAUGCUUUAAAGAAGUCGAAUAAAGGAGAAUUGAGUGCCCUUUUGCAUCAGCUUCAGGAAAAGGAAAGGCUGCUCUCUGCUGUGAAGGAGGAGGCCACUGCCACAAAGGAGCGCUGUAAGCAGUUGACGCAGGAAAUGAUGACAGAGAAAGAAAGAAGCAGUGUAGUUAUAGCAAGGAUGAAAGAUCGGAUUGGGACACUAGAGAAGGAACAUAAUGUGUUUCAGAACAAGAUGCAUGUCAGCUACCAGGAGACGCAGCAGAUGCAGAUGAAGUUUCAGCAAGUUCGGGAACAAAUGGAAGCAGAGAUAGCUCAUUUGAAGCAGGAAAAUGGUAUACUGAGAGAUGCUGUCAGCAACACUACAAACCAGCUGGAAAGCAAGCAGACUGCAGAGCUAACUAAACUGCGCCAGGACUGUGGGAGGCUGGUGAGUGAGCUGAACGAGAAGACAGGGAAGCUGCAGCAGGAGGGAGUCCAGAAGAAGAACGCUGAGCAAGCAGCUGCACAGUUGAAGGUUCAACUACAGGAAGCGGAGAGGAGGUGGGAGGAAGUUCAGAGCUACAUCAGGAAGAGAACAGCAGAGCACGAGGCUGCGCAGCAAGACUUACAAAGUAAAUUUGUGGCCAAAGAAAAUGAAGUCCAGAGUCUGCAUAGUAAGCUCACAGACACAUUGGUAUCGAAACAGCAGUUGGAGCAAAGACUGAUGCAGUUAAUGGAGUCAGAGCAGAAGAGGGCGAGCAAAGAAGAGUCUUUGCAAAUUCAAGUUCAGGAUAUUUUGGAACAAAAUGAGGCUUUGAAAGCUCAGAUUCAACAAUUCCAUUCCCAGAUAGCUGCCCAGACCUCCGCUUCAGUUCUAGCAGAAGAAUUACAUAAAGUGAUUGCAGAAAAGGACAAGCAGCUAAAGCAGACUGAAGAUUCUUUAGCAAGUGAACACGACCACUUAGCAAACAAAGAGGAGGAGCUUAAGGAUAUACAGAAUAUGAAUUUCUUAUUAAAAGCUGAAGUGCAGAAAUUGCAGGCCCUGGCUAAUGAACAGGCUGCUGCAGUCCAUGCGGUAGAAAAGGCGCAGAAAAGUAUUCAGGUCAAGGAUGAUAAAAUAAGAUUGCUUGAAGAGCAGCUGCAGCAUGAAAUUGCAAGCAAAAUGGAAGAAUUUAAGAUUCUGAACGACCAGAACAAAGCAUUACAGCUGGAAGUUCAGAAGCUGCAGAUCGUCAUUUCUCAGCAGCCUAAUAAAGAUGUUGUGGAACAAAUGGAAAAAUGCAUUCAAGAAAAAGAUGAGAAGUUGAAGACGGUAGAAGAAUUACUUGAAACUGGACUCAUUCAGGUGGCCACCAAGGAGGAGGAGCUGAAUGCCAUAAGAACGGAAAACUCAACCCUGACGAAAGAAGUUCAAGAGCUAAAGGCCAAGCAGAGUGAUCAGGUUUCUUUUGUGUCUCUAAUUGAAGAACUUAGGAAAGCGAUCCAUGAGAAAGAUGGACAGAUCAAGUCUGUGGAAGAGCUUCUAGAAGUUGAACUUCUCAAAGUUGCUAAUAAGGAGAAAACUGUUCAGGCUUUGAAACAGGAAAUAGAGGUUCUAAAAGAAGAAAUAGGAAAUGCCCAGCUUGAAAAGGCUCACCAGUUGUCUGUCUCUUCUCAAGUUCAGGAGCUUCAGAACUUGUUAAGAGGCAAGGAAGAACAGGUGAACACCAUGAAGGCUGCUUUGGAAGCCAAGGACAAAGACCUGACGGAUAGAGGGAAGUGGAUACAGGAUCUUCAAGAAGAAAACGAAUCUCUGAAGGCUCAUGUUCACGAGGCAGCACAGCCCGAUUCUCCACAGGUAUGUUCGACAGCACGAUUUGAAGAACUUGAAAAUAUUUUAAAAGAAAAGGAAAACGAAAUUAAGAGAAUAGAAGCUAUAUUAAAAGACACAGAGAGUGAUCUUUCCAACAAAUCAAAACUGUUACAGGAGGUACAAGAUGAAAAUAAAUUAUUUAAAUCCCAAGUUGAGCAGCUUAGUCAGCAGAAUCACCCACAGGCAUCUUUUCCCUCUCAGGAAGAAUUACAAACAGUAAUUUCAGAAAAAGAAAAAGAAUUAACUAAUCUUCGCAAUGAAUUAGAUUCUUUGAAGAAUGCUGUUGAACAUCAGAGGAAGAAAAACAAUGACCUUCGGGAGAAAAACUGGGAAGCAAUGGAGGCAUUGGCAUCAACUGAAAAAAUGCUGCAGGACAAAGUGAACAAGACUUCCAAGGAAAGACAACAACAUGUGGAAGCUGUUGAGUUAGAGUCCAAAGAACUUCUCAAAAGAUUAUUUCCAAUGGUGUCUGUUCCUUCUAAUUUGACUUACACUGAAUGGUUACGUGGCUUUGAAAAGAAGGCAAAAGCAUGUGUAGCUGGAGCUUCGGAUGCAGAGACAGUCAAGGUUUUGGAACACAGAUUGAAAGAGGCUGACGAGAUGCACACACUGCUACAGCUAGAGUGUGAAAAAUACAAAGCCGUCCUUGCAGAAACAGAAGGGAUUUUACAGAAGCUGCAGCGCAGUGUGGAACAAGAAGAAAGUAAAUGGAAGAUUAAAGCUGACGAGUCACGAAGGACUAUUAAGCAGAUGCAGUCCUCCUUCACAUCCUCAGAGCAAGAGCUGGAGCGACUGAGAAGAGAGAACAAAGAUAUGGAAAAUCUGAGGCGGGAACGAGAGCACUUGGAGAUGGAGCUGGAGAAGGCAGAGAUCGAACGAUCAACUUACGUGACAGAAGUCAGAGAGCUGAAAGAUCUGUUGACUGAAUUGCAGAAAAAACUUGAUGACUCAUAUUCUGAAGCAGUAAGACAGAAUGAGGAGCUUAACUUGUUGAAGACACAAUUAAAUGAAACACUCACAAAACUUCAAAAUGAACAAAGUGAGAGAAAGAAGGUAGCUGAUGAUUUGCAUAAGGCUCAACAGUCACUGAACUUCAUCCAUUCAAGAAUUUCACUAAAAGCUGCUGGAGACUCUACUGUUAUUGAGAACAGUGCUGUUUCCUCAGAAACGGGGUCUCCUGAGAAAGAGACAAUGUCUGUGAGUCUCAAUCAGACUGUGACACAGUUACAGCAGUUGCUUCAGGAAGUAAAUCAGCAACUCAUGAAGGAGAAGUGAUUCUGGCUGCGGGAGUGAAGUAAUUGGGAAAUUACUCGUUAGAAGCUAACAGAAGGCGUUGUAUUAUAUUUUGCCAAAUUAAAGCCUUAUUUAUGUUUUACCCUUUCUACUUUGUCAGACACUGAACAGUUUUGUCUUUUCUAACCCUUGUUAGACUACUGACUUAAAAACACUUUAAAAAGCCAACUCUGUAGACACCUCCAGAGUUUAGUUUUAUAAUAAAACUGUUUGAAUAAUUAGACCUUUACAUUCCUAAAUAUAAAAUAAAUGUAAUCUUUUACCUUAUUUUGGUCAAUUAAAUUGUUCAGAAGAUCAAAGUGGUGUAGACAACGUGAAAUUUAACAUUUUAAUACUGAUGUUGUACACUGCUUUACUUAACACUUGGGAAGUAACUGCCUCUGACAUCAACUCAAGGAAACACUUUUGUUGCUAAUGUAAUCAGCAAAUAAAGGGACACUUAUUAUUCAAA